AUGUGCACCCCCGCGGCGGGGCGCGGCCGCGUGCGCCUCAACGUUGGCGGGCGAGUGUUCGAGACGACGACCGCCACGCUCGCCAGCGCGGGGCGGGACACCAUGCUCGGCGCCAUGCUGGACGCCUCCUGGAACGCCUCCCACGACGAUGCGGCCUGCGGCGGCGGCGGAAGCGCGGCGGCCGAGUACUUCAUCGACCGCGACCCGGCAUGCUUCGCGGUGCUGCUGGACCUGCUCCGCACGGGCGGACUCCACGUGCCCCGCGGCGUCCCCGAGGCGACGCUGUACCGCGAGGCGCUCUACUACGGCCUCCUGGACCGCGUCCGCGCCGCGCGCCUGGGCGACUUCGACGGCGACCGCCUCCGGCUGGCGGCGUCCGUGCCCGGGUGCGCGCCGGGGGACGGCACGGCCGUCCGCGCGGCGCCCGACGGCGGCUGCUGCGUGGCGCACGGCGGCGCCGUGCGCGUGUACAACUGGAUGCUCGAGGAGCGCCGCCCGGUGUACUACCCCGGCCACGCGCCCGUCAACGACGCGGCGUACCUGGACGCGGCCACGCUCCUCGUCGCCGCGCGGGAGCGGCCCGGCCGGCUCGGCGACGACGGCGGCGUGGCCGCCUUCUCCGCGCUCACGGGCGGCCUGCGCCACCGCUUCCGCGUCGCGCACGAUCGCCAGCCCAGGUCGUUCACCGCCGGCGCGCUGACCUUUGACGACGGAGGGUGCAGCUUCUUCGCGAGCUGCAAGGGCCGGUUCAACGAGUACGGCAUCGGCGUCUGGGACGCGAACACGGGCGAGCAGGCUGAUUUCUUCUACGAGCCGCCCGGCUGCGCGCUGGGCGACGCGGACAGGCUCCAGUGGCUCGACGGCACCGGCACGCUCAUGGUGGCCACCAUGUUCCCGCGGACCGACUCCUCCUUCAUCAGCCUGCUCGAUUUCAGGGACAAGAGCGUCGUCUGGUCGUGGUCCGACGUCGGCACGCCGGCGUCGCUCGAGGACAAGCACGCCGUCCAUGCCGUCGUGAUGGAGGACGGGAGGUCGGUGUGCGUCAUCAACCAGUACGAUGACCUCGGGUUCCUCGACCUCCGGAGCAGCGCCGGCGGCGUGCGAUGGCGGUCGCGGAGCAAGCUGGCGACGAGCGGGAAGACGAAGGCGCUCGUCAGCGAGGAGGUUUGCUAUCCGAAGCUCGCGACGUACGGCGGUCAGCUGUUCGCGUCGACGGGUGACACCGUCUCGGUGUUCAGCGGACCGGACCACGUGCUGACGUCAACGUUGCGCGGCGGCCAAGGCGGCGCCAUCUGCGACUUCUCCAUCGGUGGCGACCGCCUCUUCGCCCUGCACAGCGAGGAGAAUGUGUUCGACGUCUGGGAGACGCCGCCGCCGGCGAUCAUCUGA
Molecule: messenger RNA, 1389 nt
Organism: Miscanthus lutarioriparius
Lineage: Eukaryota; Viridiplantae; Streptophyta; Magnoliopsida; Poales; Poaceae
Source: the annotation of a GenBank genome assembly